Trichosporon asahii var. asahii CBS 2479 is the source of this 960-nucleotide messenger RNA. RefSeq lists its product as uncharacterized. The record is from RefSeq and is a predicted model, not a curated record. Lineage: Eukaryota; Fungi; Basidiomycota; Tremellomycetes; Trichosporonales; Trichosporonaceae. Bases 1 to 960 code for a protein of 319 amino acids. The transcript has a single exon.
AUGAGCAUCGAUUACGCCGGCUUCCCCCACCUCGUCGAGGAGAUCAUCGACCUAGCCGACCCCGAUGCUUUGGGUACGCUCCGUCUCGUGAGCCGUGCGGUGCGGACGAGGGUAGACCGGCGGCUCCAGUACCACUUAAUCUUGGCCGACAACCGGCACAGCGCCUACAUAACGCCGAUAUGGAGCGACGACUGGCUCGAACUGCCGUCAAGCGCUCGUAUUCUCGAUCUGUACAAGCACCACCCGAAGUUUCAGACGAGCCGCUUCGACUUCCCGAACGCGGUGAAUGCGAAAGAGCGCUACCCGCGCCUGAAAUGCGACUACCCAAUGCUAAAGUACAUCCGCUUCAUGGAGAGUCCGGACGUCGCCGCUCCGUUCGACCCAGAUAGCCCACCGACGUUGAUCCUUCCUGUCAGGCUGUGGCAGAAUCAGGAGUACUACGAUAAUGGGCCACUUUUCGUGCCGGAACAGUGCACGAGUGUUCAGGUCGACGCACGCAAGGCCGUCUUCGUACUCCGCUGCACGCCAGGACAGGGCUACAUCAAGUUCCGCUUCUAUACGCCGAUCAAGUUCAUCGUGGUCGUUGUCCUUCCAGGACAUCAGCCGCCUGCUCGAGUCUGGCCGAAUGAGGACCCUCGCCGAUUACCAGUCGUGAACAGCCUGGUGGAAGCGAUCGUCGACGGGAUGAACAUGCCGCACACGAAAGGGGCACGAUGGAUAAUCGCCGGGCUAGAGACGUGGGAAAAGGGCGGGCAGGGAUAUGAGGUUGCGCUCGCUGACGAGCUCUCGUGGCCUGAGCGACUGAAAGAGCUCGUGCUGCGGGAAGGGCGCUGGAUCAUGGACUGGGAUGAGCCAAUGGUGCGCAGAGUAACGUCACAGAUGACGUUCUUGACGCUCGAAGACUGGAGGAGGGCAGUCGGUGAGGAGGAGUGGGAGCUCGUCACCGGCGCCUACACGUAG